AUGACCAGGAAACCCUUUGAAGAUAAUGUGAGCAGGGCGCACCUGGAACUUACCGCCAUGUUUGAAGCCCUUAGCCCCGAGUACCGCGGUUCGGUCGUGAUGCGGGCGCUGCGAGCCAGGGAUCACGUAUCCACCGACUCCGGACGCGCGCUCGAUUCAGCCAUACGCGGCAGCAUACGCAUGGUAGGUUAUUCCAAUCCAGCAUUGGCAAUUUCGUCUGCUCUUACGGAACCGGUAAGCAGCAAUAUAGGCAAGUCUGAAAAGCUUGCCAUUGCCACCCUGCGAGUCUGGGCAGAAUCCAUGGAGGAACUGGAGAAGCUUGUUUCCGGUCACCUCGCUUCCCAGGGCUUGCCCACCGAAUACCCGGACUUUGAAAAUAGUCGAUUCCGUGGCUUUUGGGACGAAGACACUUGGCAAAAAGAGUUAGACUGGAUCGUAGAUCUUUCUGAAAUCUGGAGCGAAGAAGACGUCGCCCUGAUGCUUUGUUACGUUUCCGGCAGGACGGUAGUAAUGGACGAAGACGACGACCGAGACAUUGGAACUGACAGCUUCGUUGAAAUAUCAAGCAUCAGGGACAAGCCGGCGAUGGUCGAAGCGGAGAAGGAGCCUGAGCCCGAAGAAGAGGAGGCUCCGGUCGUUGAGCAGGCGCCACAACCUGCGCCACAACCUGCCCCGGUUCCUGCGGCUGUCGUUCCCCCCCAACGCCCGCCCAGUGCCCCUGCCGCGAUAAACGGACCCGCCAUUCUCAAUCAAUGCAUUGAUUACUUGAGCUCCCUUAGUCCCGAGGACUGGAACUGGAACGAGGCUGUGCCUGCCUUUGUGGAUGCCGUGAGCAAUAUCAGGUCACUGAAAUCGGCGCAACGAGAGCGCCGGUCCAGCCUGGUGGCGGCCCACAGCGAGAUAACCCAGGAAUUCUCCGCAGACCUGGAAUUCCUGGAACAGGAUACAUCCUUCUGGAGCGCCCAGGGAUUGACGGAACUCUCCGAACUGGACCGUACCCUUGAGCUGGCAUCAGGCCUCAGGAACCUCCUGAACGAGUACCGGGAAGUUCGCCGGCCUGGAGCGACUCUUUCUGAAGAGUUGGGCCGAAGGGAACGUCGCUUUGCCCUGGAACCCCGUAUUCUCGACACCAUGGGGUUGAUGCGCCAGGCAAUGACCGGCGGCAGGGGGUCAAGAGGCGGGGCUACUGGUUCAGAUGCGGACAGCGGGGGCGACAGUUCGGAACCCUCGGGGUUACGGAGUAGCAAUAACGGGCAGACCUCCGGCGGCAGGGAAAACUACCAGACAGAGUUGACCUACGAACCGCUGGACGAUGGUAUCGUGCCUGAACCUGGUGAUUAG
Geodia barretti is the source of this 1341-nucleotide messenger RNA. The record is from the annotation of a GenBank genome assembly. NCBI's taxonomy places the organism in Eukaryota, Metazoa, Porifera, Demospongiae, Tetractinellida, Geodiidae.